GGACGUUGAUAGGCAGUCAGCGGAGAAAAGCAAGAGAUCUCACUCUGUGUUUGUUUUCGAGUACAACUGCCUGCUGUGAGACAUCUAGAGCUGAAACAAUUAGGCGAUUGACAGAAAAAGUGACUCCUCUUCCUUUACACAGACGAUCUUUGUCUGGAGGUUACGCCAAAGCGAGGGCAGGAAUCCCACAAUAGCAGACGAAGGAGUUUUUCUUUUUUUUUUCCGAGGCAGAGCUGGGGCUGGUGGCUGUUUCAAUCAAAGGGGAAUCAGAGGGAAAGGGAGGCUCUGCGGAGAGAUGUAAAGAUGGCAGAGCUACAAAUGUUGUUAGAGGAAGAGAUCCCGGCCGGUAAAAGAGCGCUUGUGGAGAGUUACCAAAACCUCACCAGAGUAGCCGACUACUGCGAGACCAAUUAUGUCCAGGCCCAGGACAAGAGGAAAGCUCUGGAGGAGACCAAAGCCUACACCACCCAGUCCCUGGCCAGCGUGGCCUACCAGAUCAAUGCCUUAGCCAACAAUGUACUGCAGCUGCUGGACAUACAGGCCUCGCAGCUGCGGCGCAUGGAGUCCUCCAUCAACCACAUCUCCCAGACGGUGGACAUCCAUAAAGAGAAGGUGGCCAGGCGAGAGAUCGGGAUCCUGACAACCAAUAAGAACACGUCGAGGACCCAUAAGAUCAUAGCGCCGGCUAAUAUGGAGCGGCCGGUCAGGUACAUCAGGAAGCCCAUUGACUACACUGUACUGGACGAUGUGGGCCAUGGUGUUAAGCAGCAUGGAAAUAAUCAGUCAAUCAGAGGAGGAACACUAUCGAGGACCAAUCCGCCGACGCAGAAACCACCGAGCCCUCCUAUGUCAGGGCGUGGCACGCUCGGACGCAACACGCCCUACAAGACCUUGGAGCCAGUGAAGCCGCCCACGGUGCCCAACGACUACAUGACCAGCCCCGCCCGAAUAGGCAGCCAGCACGGCCAGCAGCACAGCCCCGGGCGCACGGCGUCACUCAACCAGAGGCAACGCACGCACAGCGGGAGCAGCGGGGGUAGCAGCAGCAGGGAGAACAGCGGCAGUAGCGGUAUUGGCAUUCCCAUCGCCGUGCCUACACCCUCCAUCCCCAACUCUGGACCAGUCCCGUCCAUGUCCGCUCCCCCGGGGGCCCCUCCGCCUCCCCCAGCCCCUCCUCCUCCUCCUCCUCCUCCUCCUCCUCCACCUCCUCUGGCCGGGCUCGGCCCUCCAGCGGCACCACCACUACCCACAGCGGUGGCCCCCGGGCCUGGUCUGGGCCCCGCUCCAAUGUCCCAGUUUGGAACCAUCUCGCGGCAGAUUUCACGGCACAACCCCUCCAACUCCUCUGUCUCUAUGGUUUCGGCCACGGGCACCUACCGCCGGGCGCCGUCGGUCACUUCCCAGUUCUCCUUGCAGCAGCAGCAACAACUACAGCAGCAGCAGCAGCAACUACUACAGCAGCAGCAACAACAGCCUCAUAUUAACGGAGGCACUCCUGGCUACAGCCAGAACUCAAUGUCUAUCGCUCCUCCUCCGCCCCCAAUGCCCCAGCUGACUCCACAGAUACCUCUGACUGGCUUUGUGGCCAGGAUGCAGGAGAGCAUUGCAGAUACUCCUACUCCACCUCCCCCUCCACCUCCAGAUGACCUGCCCAUGUUUGACGACUCUCCUCCCCCUCCGCCGCCUCCUCCAGUGGAUUACGAGGAGGAAGAUGCUGCUGUCGUGCAAUAUAACGACCCCUAUGCUGACGGAGAUCCACAGUGGGCGCCCAAGAACUACGUCGAGAAAGUGGUGGCCAUCUAUGACUACAGCAAGGACAAAGACGACGAGUUGAGUUUCAUGGAGGGGGCGAUCAUCUACGUCAUCAAGAAGAACGACGACGGCUGGUUCGAAGGCGUCUCCAACGGCGUCACCGGCCUCUUCCCCGGCAACUACGUGGAGUCCAUCAUGCACUACGCCGACUGAAGGGACCUCGCAGUAUCAGUACAGUGUAUUUAUUCAGUCAUAUCAUAUCCACCCAGAGACUGACGGCAGCAAACCGACUCCUGAGACGCAUUGAUGUAACUGUAUGAUCUCCUUUUGAUAUGACAGAAUCUUCUUUCCCAUACUGAUUGCAAAUAAAAUGAAAAGUAAUAUCUAUUUAGUUUAUUUUGGUGUUAUAUGGGCGGUUUGGGGGACGUUUAUGGAAUAUGUAAAAAAAUAAAAUAAAAUAAAGUUUCUAAAGAAUCGGACUGCACGUGCUCACACGGCUUGAACUCAAAAGACGAUGGUCACACAGCUGAAGGAUGUACGACAUCAUCUUGCCUGGACAAAGAUUUAAAGAUUCAGUGUUGAAUCCUUUUUGUGAACAAGAAAUUAUUACAAUAGGUUUGAUGGAACAAAUAAAAAUGUCAAAUGUCAUGUAA
Thunnus maccoyii (southern bluefin tuna) is the source of this 2405-nucleotide messenger RNA. It is a transcript of the gene abi1a, whose product is annotated as abl-interactor 1a. Lineage: Eukaryota; Metazoa; Chordata; Actinopteri; Scombriformes; Scombridae. Bases 304 to 1965 code for a protein of 553 amino acids. Gene Ontology annotation, cellular component: lamellipodium; intracellular anatomical structure. Gene Ontology annotation, molecular function: SH3 domain binding. The record is from RefSeq and is a predicted model, not a curated record. The transcript has 12 exons.